Messenger RNA from Nannizzia gypsea CBS 118893, 1938 nucleotides. RefSeq lists its product as hypothetical. Gene Ontology annotation, biological process: regulation of DNA-templated transcription; DNA-templated transcription. Lineage: Eukaryota; Fungi; Ascomycota; Eurotiomycetes; Onygenales; Arthrodermataceae. The transcript has 4 exons. Gene Ontology annotation, cellular component: nucleus. The record is from RefSeq and is a predicted model, not a curated record. Gene Ontology annotation, molecular function: zinc ion binding; DNA-binding transcription factor activity, RNA polymerase II-specific; DNA binding. The coding region runs from base 1 to 1938 and encodes 645 amino acids.
AUGAAUGACAACGCAUCAGCAGCCACCACCCGACGGCGCAACGGGACUAUCGCGUCGUGCGAGCCUUGCCGUAAGCGUAAGACGCGCUGUGGCCAUGAACGGCCGGUUUGCAAUAGUUGCCAGCAACGUGGUUUGAGCUCGACAUGUUUCUAUCGUCCGUCGCCGGUCAAGAAGGGGCGGUCGAAUCUACGUGGCACUGCAGCCGAUAGCCAUCCUCUUCUUCCUCAGGCCAGCAAUAACCAUCUUUCCGGCCGUGGUAUUCAUCAAUUCCUUGCCCAGGACAUUGUUGAGACUUCGGCGCAUCGAUUCAGACCGUCCCCCGAGGCCAUUCGCCGCGAGCAGGUUGUAUCUAUUGCCAAAGUCCUCGGCUACUUGCGCGAUUGCGAGUUGCUAUGCAAUCUCGUCACCGCCUACUACUCUGCUAGUCAGGCAUCAGUAAUACCAAGUUCGUUGAUAUCAUCCGCUCUGCCAUCGCUUAUACAAACCAUCAACAAAUUCGGCCUCUUCAACGACACAGCAGAUGACGGUCCCGGGCUCCUACGCCUAAGUGAGGAUGUGCUUUGCUCGACUUCUGCUCAGAUCAAUAUUAACGCCUCCCUAACUCCUUCUGACUUCAUGGGUCUAUAUACGGGAGACACCUUACGGUUAGAGUAUCUUGGUAUCGUCUUUUCGGUCGCCGCGCGCUCAUGCUUGAUCGGUCUAGCAAAGGAAGGGCGGCAGCACGAUGCUUUUAUACAAGACAUGUACUCCUAUAGCACCAUCUGCUUACGGCUUGCUCGGGAAGUAGCUCCGAUCAACGACAUGCUAGUCUGGUUUGGUCAAGAUCAUCUUAUGCUCACGGCGUGCAUUGAAGGCGAUUUGAGUGAGAGUACCUGGCGUCGCCUAGGAGAGCUCUAUUCUGAUAUCUUGGCUCUCGGGAUAUAUCGCGAGUUGUUUAACGUUGCCGACACACCCUUCUUUCUUACUGAGUGUCGCAGAAAAGUAUUUGCCAAGGUAUAUUAUAUAGACAAAUUCGUGUCGACCCUAUUUAAUCGCCCACCACGGCUUUUGAAACGAUAUUCAGACAGCAAGUGGCCGCUGGAUCUGACAGAUGCCGAGGUAUUAGCGGGAACUGUGGAGCUUGCAGAAGCGCGGGCGAAGCUUACCCCGGAUGGUUGGAACACAGAAGGAAAAUUUUGCGCUUCUUCCUGGGCUCGUGUCAGGUGUAUUACUGCCGAAAUGCUGGAGGAGAUAUAUAAAUAUAAUCUUCGCCCGAUGACGGUAGAGAACAUCACCAAGCUAAAGAAUAUCUCGGAGCGGAAUCGGAAGGCCUGGGAGACCAUCCCGUCCCAUCUCCACUACAAUACACAUUGCUGGACAUCAGAGCUUCACCCGCAGGUCUGUUUCAUGCUAACGGUCGUCCAACUGGCGUUUUUGCAGUGUGAUUUUCAAAUAUUUCGAAUCCUCGAGCGAAGCGAUCCCCAGUCAUCCCAGCAACUGCUUAAGAUCUCGCUCGAGAUAAUUUCGUUGAUACAUGAGCUAGGUUCUUUCCGCCGAAAGGCAGUAUACCUACAUUUAAGGUUCUCCUAUAUCAUUUUAUGCUAUGGCCUUUCUCCCGCAAUCGUUUUGGCAAAGGCCGCCCAGAACUUGGCCAGAGGUGUACCCCAUCGUCCGCUUUUGCCGCCGGAACUGGAUCACUCCAAGUUGAUCCGGACCCUUUCCGUAUUCAUCUCCCAUCUGGAAAGUAUCAGUGGUCCUGGGGAGCCAAACCAUGAUAUCUGCGUUCAAGCAUCCAAAACAAUCACCAAGAUGCUAGAUGAGCUGCUCAAUCCCUCAUUAACUUCCCUUGAUUCUGCAAGCACCGGUACCCCUACCACCCAGCUUGCCAAUUUGGAUGAUAUGACUUUAGGCAUUAUGGGCGCUGAUACUAUCAAUGGUAUUGAUUGGGGCGGAGUUUGA